CAGCAUCCCCCCCCCUCACUUCCGUCCUGCAAGCCGGGAGCGCGCAGGAGAUACCUUGAAGUUUGAAAACCGGACAAUGCUAAGGGACACCAUGAAGUCUUGGAAUGACAGCCAGUCAGAUCUCUGUAGCAGUGACCAAGAGGAGGAGGAGAUGGUUUUUGGUGAAAAUGAAGAGGAUUUGGAAGAGAUGAUGGAUUUCAGCGAUCUGCCCACCUCACUUUUUGCUUGCAGCGUCCAUGAAGCAGUGUUUGAGGUCCAAGAGCAGAAGGAGAGAUUUGAAGCACUGUUUACCCUUUACGAUGACCAAGCCACGUUUCAGUUAUUUAAAAGCUUUAGAAGAGUCAGGAUAAAUUUCAGCAAACCCGAAGCUGCGGCCAGAGCACGGAUAGAACUCCACGAGACUGACUUCAACGGGAAGAAGCUGAAGCUGUAUUUCGCACAGGUGCAGACGGCAGGGGAGGCUCGGCGCAAGGCCUUCCUGCUGCCACCGCAGCCUGCCAAACAGUUCCUCAUCUCCCCGCCCUCAUCCCCGCCAGUGGGCUGGAAGCAGAGCGAAGAUGCAGUGCCCAUGAUCAACUACGACUUACUCUGUGCUGUCUCCAAGCUGGGGCCAGGGGAGAAAUAUGAACUGCACGCAGGGACAGAGUCCACACCCAGCGUGGUGGUUCACGUCUGCGAGAGUGAGACCGAAGAGGAAGAAGAUAUGAAAAACCCCAAACAGAAAAUCACCCAGACGCGGCGGCCUGACCCUCCCACGGCGGUGCUGAGGGAGCAGCAGACCUUCCCCUGCGCACUGUGAGCUGCGCUGCCCAGCACUGCCCGGCCGCCGCUCUGCCUGCAGCUGCCCGGCCCUCCGGCCUCCUGUUGAUGCCCACUGCCGCAGGGUGCUCAUGCUGCCAGGGAGCCAGGCUGGAGCCUUCACCAGGCCUGCGCAGGAGGAGUAGCAGGUGGUUUGGAAUUCCACUGGUUUGGAAUUUGGAGUGGUAUUCUAAAUGGCACUUUAAAUGAAAGGAUCAGCCUCUCCUCUCCCCCCAAAGAUGUGUCAGCUCCAGUCAAUAGCAGAUUAGGAACAUGGCUUCCCAUCUCUGCCCUCUCCCUCUAGCAAUUAUCUUAAAUUCUCCUGAGACCAUACAGCAUGGGUACCCAAUCCCAGAUCCAUAGCACCCAGGCACUUCCAUCUCUAUGGAUUUUAAAAUAUUCCUACAGUUUUAAUCUGGUGUGGGGUGGUUUAUACCAGCCAUGAUAGCUUCUAACUAGCACACUGAUCAAAGGUUAAUGGUAAUUCAGUGUACAUGACUUUUUUUGCAUGAAAAGAAACCUGAAAUGCAGAAUAAUUUCUAUC
Messenger RNA from Dipodomys spectabilis (banner-tailed kangaroo rat), 1342 nucleotides. RefSeq names its product RCAN family member 3 (gene Rcan3). Gene Ontology annotation, biological process: calcium-mediated signaling. The transcript has 5 exons. Lineage: Eukaryota; Metazoa; Chordata; Mammalia; Rodentia; Heteromyidae. Gene Ontology annotation, cellular component: cytoplasm; nucleus. The record is from RefSeq and is a predicted model, not a curated record. The coding region runs from base 77 to 799 and encodes 240 amino acids. Gene Ontology annotation, molecular function: nucleic acid binding; calcium-dependent protein serine/threonine phosphatase regulator activity.